GCCAGAGCAAAUCGAUCUUUGAGGAACAUAUGGGUGGUCAAUAGUUAACGAAAAGCCCGGGCCGGAUUUAACGGGCUGCGAGAUGGUUCUAAGCCAGGGCAAACCGAUUGGAGGACGAAACAUUUAUUUAUCAAAGAUAAAUGAAGGCUGCCUAUGACUGCCGUGCCACAAAAAGAGCAUGCUCUGACAGGAAGGUGCUGAUUUUAGGGACAAACUGGGCCAAUCCUCAAUCUGGCACUAUGGAGAAGAUAACAAUCAGCAUUGUCAAUGACAAAGCAACAGGGAAUAAGCGUAAUAUAGAGGAAGAGGCUGACGAAUCACCACCCCCUAAGAAACUACGCAGUGCUGUAUUCCUCUGCAGCACCCCAAGCUCUGCUCCACAUUGUUCACGGGACGUGGAUGAAUUUGAUGAAUUUGAUGAUACUAUAUUGGAACGUUCUGAGGAUGAAAGUGACUCCCCAUUGCACAUGACAUUGGUUCAGAUCGAAGAACUGUUGGAAGGCGAUUCGGAUUAUGCUGCCGAACCCCCUGGAUGGGAGGAAGAGUCGGAUACAGUUCUUCAGGAGCUGGCUGUGCCUAAUGCUGAUGGAUCACAAAGAAACAUAGUAGAGUUCAGAAAUCUGAAUAGCCCUUUGGUUGAGGAACAGUCAGAUAGCUCUCAUACUCUGACUGAGGAAACAGUGUGUUCACAGGACACUAGCAAUUAUGCAGCCAUGGCUCCUUCACCAUGCUGGUCAAGCAUAUCAACUGCAGAACAGAAUGGGGAGGCUGGGGACAAUGUUUUAUCUGUUUGCCCCAUAACCUCUCCUGUGCUACACAAAAAUGAGGUGAACAGAGGCAGUGUACAAGACUGUUCUGAAGUUUGUAAUGACAGUGAUAUUUGCUCAACAUUGUCAUCUUCACAUUUGCCAGGAGAUUUGAAGGUCGUGGAUGAAAUAAGUGAAGACUCGGACAUUCCCUUUGAUGGGGACAUUGACGAACUCUUGACACUCAGUCCUGGAGAUACCACUUCAGAGGAUGAGGACAACAAAAUAACAUCAGAAUCCACUCCUGCCUCAUCAGAGCUUGAGUCUGUCCCACUUGUACAUUCCCACACUGAAGCAAUCUACAAAACUCCAAGUUCACUUCAGUGCCCUGUAACCUUUACUGCUAGCACUGACCCUUCAAACCUGUCCCAGCUUUCAGUUUCAUCUGUAACUGCUAUUAAUGGGCAAAACAACUCAAAUAAAGUCCCUCUGCCACCCUCAGACACUGCCCCUGGCCCCCAGCUGCCCGCUGAUCCUUGUAGCCAGAGCAGUAAAGUUUUGAAAGUGGAGCCCAAGGAGAAUAAAGUUAUUAAAGAAACUGGCUUUGAACAAGGUGAAAAGUCUUGUGCAGCACCUCUAGAUCAUACUGUGAAGGAAAAUCUUGGACAAACUUCUAAAGAACAGGUGGCAGUUUCCAUUGGGUGCAAGAAAAAAGUAAAACCAUCUCAACUGCAACAAAAGAAACUUGGUACUCUGCCCACAAAACCACAAGCAGCUUGCAGGCCACAGAUAUCUAAUGCUGAACUGGAAAAAAACAGGAAUAUUUACCGGGACCGGGUAAUGAUGCAUCUCGAGGUACACAAUAUACCUGGAGGUAAGAACCGAAUUAUGAGUUGGCCACCUUACUUAACGAAACCAGCAGAGAAAAUCCAACAUGGCAACACCCCUCUGACUACACUAGAAGGAACUACUAUGUAAGAAAACAGCCUGUCCCUUGCAGUUUGAAUGACUGGGUGAUGCGAAAUGGGGGUCCUGCCAUAGAGCGCUUCCAUGGUUUACCUUGCACAUUUCAGAGAAGUCCUAUGCCAGGAGUCCUUCCUACAGGGCCUUCCUGAAACUAUAUAUGUGCUUAUUCUUGUUUGAUUUGGCUUUGCAGCUAGGGUUUUCACCUUUUCUGGAAAAAAAAAUACUGGCUUCCCUAUUAAUAACUAUGAACUUAAGUAUGCUUUUUACCAGCUAGAUGUCAACUCUAUCUGCAGAGGCAAUUAGAUGACCAGCAAGUAAAAUCUUCCUGACCUAUGGGGCAGGACCUAAAAUUCAAAUCCCAAGACUUGGACAACAUCCAAGUUGUUGGUAGAUUUACAUUGGAAGUGCCUUGUAUCUUCAUUUUAUGGUCCUGACAAGAAUUUUUAUGUUUAUACUUGCCCUGGAUUGUUUUGUUGUGAUAAAUGUUAAUUUUCACAGGUUUGUGGUUAUGGCCAUUAGUGACACACUGUGCUGUAAGCUUGCACUCUAAGCACUUCUCUUUGCUUGAUAGAUUCUUCCAAAUCUCCUUCCUGAAACUGACCAGCGUCUCCCUGUUUUCUCUCCCUGUUAUUUCUGUCUCCCUACACCAACAAACAAAUGAUUCAGGAGCUUUAUGAUAGCCCUUAACAUCUCUUAAUUUAUUUCUCUUCCUGCAGCUCCCUCGCUUUUUCCUUUCCCUGUUACAUUCAUCUGACUUGAAGAGUUGCAAAUUUUCAGUGUUUCUGUUUUUGUUGCUGAUAUGUUGUAAACUUUUUAAUAAAAUCUAUUUCUAUAGAAAAA
Molecule: messenger RNA, 2552 nt
Organism: Xenopus tropicalis (tropical clawed frog)
Lineage: Eukaryota; Metazoa; Chordata; Amphibia; Anura; Pipidae
Gene: s100pbp
Product: S100P binding protein
Exons: 6
Coding region: 141-1724 (527 amino acids)
Cellular component (GO): nucleus
Molecular function (GO): calcium-dependent protein binding
Source: RefSeq, a predicted model, not a curated record